Molecule: messenger RNA, 6003 nt
Organism: Osmerus eperlanus (European smelt)
Lineage: Eukaryota; Metazoa; Chordata; Actinopteri; Osmeriformes; Osmeridae
Gene: cep170ab
Product: centrosomal protein 170Ab
Exons: 20
Coding region: 177-4451 (1424 amino acids)
Cellular component (GO): centriole
Molecular function (GO): protein binding
Source: RefSeq, a predicted model, not a curated record
AGCCUUCACUGGAUACAUAAGAUAUCGGAUGCUGAAUUAUCUGUAGCCUACCUCAUAAAGGGGUGGAACUCUAGGUUUGGUGACCUGCAGACUCUGACUAACUCAAUUUGAAGGCCGAGCAGGAUGUUCAGCACUCAGUUGUGCUAAGGGUCAAAGGUGACAAGUGGACCGCAGAAAUGAGUUUGACUUCCUGGUUUCUGGUGAGUGGCGGGGGCACUAAGCACCGCCUACCCCGCGAGAUGAUCUUUGUUGGCCGGGACGACUGUGAGCUCAUGUUACAGUCUCGCAGUGUGGACAAACAGCAUGCGGUGAUCAACUAUGAGCCAACCACAGACAAACACAAAGUCAAGGAUUUAGGAAGUCUGAAUGGGACAUUUGUGAAUGAUGUCAGGAUUCAGGAGCAGAUGUAUAUUACAUUGAAGAUCGACGACAAACUGAGGUUCGGCUAUGAUACCAACCUGUUCACGGUGGUGCGAGGAGAGCUCCUGAUCCCAGAGGAGGCGCUGAAGCAUGAGAAGUUCACCAGCCAGCUGCAGCUGAGUCAGAAGCUUCCGGAAGCGGAGGCCUCCAGACCGCCCGAGGUCAAAGCCCCCGCUGAGGCAACGUGUGAGAGGGCCGCCGCCAUGCCUCCCGACGCCUGCAAGGGGGAGGACAAGCUGACAGGGGACAUUGCGGUUCUGAAAAGAGGCACACCUCUGUACGGCCAGCCUGCAUGGUGGGGGGAUGGAGACGCUGAUGAUGAACAUUCCGGAAAGCAGGAUGGAAGGACGUCUGAGAAGAAGGCAGAGAGGGCAGAAGGAGAGCCCAAGAGGGCAAACGCGGAGGCCCAGGAGAACGGCCUGGGGGCCUCGAGCCAGGAGCCCAGUUACUUCGAGAUCCCCUCCAAGGACAGUCUGGCAGCGGAGGAGACACCGUCGAAGGACACAGAGGCGGGAGCCGCCCUGGGCUCUAACUCCGCCCUGGCACCCGAGGCCUUCACCAUCCAGUUUGACUCGGCGGCGUCCAGUAAGGUCACCGUCAAGGACCGCGCCGGGAAGAUGGCGCCGGACCAGAGACCACGCCCCAAGAGGGGGGCGGGGGAGGAGUUGAGCGCCCUGCAAAGCGCCAUGGUGGCUGCAGAGGUGAAGGUGGCCGAUUGGUUGGCCCAGAACGAGCUGCCGAUUGGGUAUAAGGAGCCGGUGGCCGAGGACGACGGGGAAAGUGUGAAGAGCGAUGUGCCUGUUCACCUCAGGAGCCUUAAAGGCAGCAAACAUGAGGACGGUACCCAGAGCGACUCGGAGAACGCCCUCGGGGAGCAGCGGAGGGCGGCCGCUCUGGAGGAGCGCUCCCGAGGACUGUGGGGCGAACGCCUCGGGUCAGGGGUCAAGAUCCGCGAGGGCCGUGCCAACGUACCCGAGGGCCUGUUCGUGGAGGAGGACAGCCCAGCUCGCCGGUACCGCUCGUCGGCGUCCAAGGUGCCGCCGGUCGGCGGCGAGUUGGUCGAGAGGAGGAGGGGCUCGGCGCCGUACCGCGACCCGCAGGCGGGGGAGGGCUUUCGCGGUCGCCACGGAGACGACCACAGCGACAGAGGGACCUAUACUAUAGAGGUGGAGAACGGCGACCACGAGGAGGAGGAGGCCAGGCGGAUGAUUGACAAGGUGUUCGGGGUGGAGGACCAGCAGGCCCUGUCCAGGGUUGGGUGUGGCGAACGCCAGAGAGACAGCAGGGGCGGGUCUCAGAGGCCAGGCUCUGGGGACAGGGGCAAGCCUGGACGCAUGGAGCCCGGGACUCUACCGGAGGAGCUCAUGGUCGGAGGGCCGCGGUGGGUUUCUCAGUGGGCCACUCUGGCGGCCAGCCACAUCCGGACGGAUCCGGAAGGUUCUGGCGCGGAGACCCACGUUUACGUCAGCGAAGACAGAGCUGAGAUCAGCGAGUCCAGCCACUCGCCCUCCAUGACCUCCUCCGGCUACACCGAGCGCAAGAGGAGGACCCUGCCCCCGCUGCCCUCGGAGGACCCCGCCAUGGGGAGGAGAGCCCCGGGCCCCGGCGCGGCCCCGCGCUCCGACGUGGGGGAGAAACAGGACACGGAGCUCCAGGAGAAGGAGAACCAGGAAGAGAGGAUGGGGAGAAGCACGGCCAAAGUGGCCCAGGUGGGAGGGGGCGGCGGCGGAGGGGCCCAGGGCGCGUGCACCCGAGGAAGCCCCAAAAAAUCCUCCCCAGCCAAGUCGCAGGAGGGAGGAAGCCGGAAGGCGGGGCAGACGCCGGGGGCAAAGCUGCCGCCCAGGCCGAUGACCAGCGGGGAGAAGAGGCUGGAGGAGGCGCGGCGGAGGAGGAGAGAGGAGGAGAAAGCCAGGGAGGCCUCUGGGAAGCCUCUCCUCAGACAGGAGAGCUUCACCGUGGAGACGCCCAGCGCCAACGUGCCCCAUGAGCUCAUACCGCGCAUCGAUGCCAACUCGGGCACCAGGGCACCGAGCCGCCCCGCCGUGGGGGGCCUAGACAGUGCCACUCUCCAGAGGGACUCGGAGGCGGUGGCAGCCUUCCUGGAGACGACCGUUUCGGACCAGGGGGACCCGCCCAGCCAGUCCAUGGAGGGGUCAGCGUCGCCCGAGUCUGACGUGGACACCACCAGUACCGUCAGCCAGGCGGGGGGCAACGGAGGGCGCAAGGUGGUUCAAAAGAGGCGCACCCUAGCAAUGCAGCAAAAGGAGCGAACGGUGGUUUGCUCUUCCACCAGGGGCCCCGGGGGAGCCAGGGACGCCCAGGAUCGGAAGCCCAAGACCAGGGCCUCGUCUGGGGGCGCGGGGGCCCGUCAUGCCUCCCAGUCCAGCCGUCCCUGGACCUCUCUGGACCUGACGGAUGACGACAUCAACUCCAACAGCCUACUGUCUGACUCCCAGACCUCCAUCCAGGAGGUGCGCUCCCACAGUCGAGCCCAGGCUGGGAGCAACACGGUGGGAGCUAGCACCAAGGCUAGCCGGGCAAAAAUUUCCCAAGCCACCGCGACUGGUCCCUCCAGUAAACCCACCACCCUGCCCAGGCCCACUCGGGCCUCGCUGCUGAGAAGGGCCCGGCUUGGAGACUCCUCCGACACUGAGAUGGGCGACUUUGACCGCAUGUCUGUUGCCUCGGAGGCCUCCACCGCCAGCUCUGCGUCCAGAACGGGGAUGGUUCGGCGGGGCCUGUCCAGAAUCGAGGCCCUGGCUCAGCCCAGGAGGCCCAGGGUAGGCUCCCCAUCGGCCCAGAGCGACUCGGAGGCCACCGUCACCCGGAGCCGGGGCCUGGGGGCUCGGAGCGUCGCUGGCGACUUUGCCAGUCGUCAGGGUGUCCGCGGUGCCAACUUGACUGCAGUGGCGGUGCCCAGGGCCAGGGCCAACAGCGCAUCCAAGCUGCCAGACAAGUCGAAGGGCGCCCCCUAUGGUCAAGUCAGCCCUGCAGCCGGAGGUCGGUGGCGGCGUGUGCCCGUGGAGUACGCCUCCACCUCCGAGGACGAGUACGGCUCCAACCGCCACCCGUCCAAGCACGGCCACGCCCGCCCCUUCCCCGCCACCAGGGUGGCCCAGCUGGGGGGCUCGGCCCCCGCCACGCCCAGCCCCGGGGCCGUGUCGUCGCUGAGGCAACAGUCCAGAGAGCAGGAGGAGUACAUGAGGGACUGGACUGCCCACAGCGAGGAGAUCGCCAGGAUCAGUCAGGACCUAGCCAAAGACCUGGCCAUGCUGGCCAGAGAGAUCCAUGAUGUGGCCGGAGAAAUUGACUCAGUCAGCCCUGCAGCCAAUGACCCAGGAGCAAUGUUGGAGGAUCGAGUGUUCGACGAGAGCCUGGACGUGGGCGGCGGGCCCUCCUCGGAGCGCAGCGGCAUUCUGGGAACGAACGGCCGCCCGGUGGAGCUCCGCCCCCCCAGCAGUAACGGACAGGGCCCCCGUUCCAUCAGACGGCAAACCUGGAACAGAGACGAGGCGGUGUUGGACAGUUUACUGGUAGCAUCUGUGACUCAACUCUCCUCUCGGAUACGCCAGUCUGUCGACAAAACAGCGGGGAAAAUCAGGAUAUUAUUCAAAGAUAAAGAUCGAAAGUGGGACGAGAUCGAGAGCAAGCUCCAAGCUGAACAUGACUCUCUGCUGCUCAAGACAUCGAACAAGGAGAUCUCAAACGUCCUUCAGGAUCUGAAGAGAGUGGAAAGGCAGUUGCUGGUCAUUGACGUGAUGGUGGACCCAGACGGCACCCUGGACGCCCUCACCAGCCUGGGCCUCACCAGCCCGCUGAUGUCCGAACAGAGGCUCAGUCCUGGGGGACAGGGGGCUGGCGCGGUGGGCCUCCCCUCUGGAGAUCCUGGGCCCACCAGCACCUUGUCGCUCCCCUCAGGGGCCACCUCGGCCCCCUCUACCCAGGCGGCGGAGAGGGAUCUGGGGCUCCACUUGCACAACAACCUGAACGCACCGCCGCCCUCUGGGGCGGAGAAGAACGCCACACCCUAACAGGUGACGAAGCAGAGGACCGACAGAACAGCUGUGACUUCUGAAUGCUCGCGAUGAGGAGCCAAGUAAGAUGCCGAUAGAACACAGAGGAGCCAAUGAUGUUGCAGUUAGAACACAGAGGAGCCAAUGAUGUUGCAGUUAGAACGCAGAGGAGCCAAUGAUGUUGCAGUUAGAACGCAGAGGAGCCAAUGCGGUUGCGUGUAGAGUGGACCUUACGCAUCCUGUUGAUUAUUUGUAUCCAAACUAAUCUCAUCUCUUAACUAAUCAUUUCCGGUCUUGGCAAAAGAAGUGUGGAAAUUGCUUACUCUGCCCUGCAGAGUUUAGUAAACGGGUUAUUCUGCAUAACAACACAUAUUAAACAUACAAAACAUAUUUUCUAAGUGUAAAGAAUGAAUUCGAGAACUUGGUCAUGAUUUCUACAGAGACUUUUGUCAUUGCUCCUACUGUUACUGUUGUGUUUUAUUCUCAACAAUCAAUCUCUGAUAUCGAGCUGGAACGAAGCUGUGAGGAUGUCUGCCAUUUUCAGAGAAGAAACGAUAUGUUCAGAAAGAGUUGUUCAAAAAUGUUCCACCAUAAUCAUACGUAGUCUACCUAAUCAAUAUUAUGAAUAUAAAAAGAUAAUCUUGUUGACCUGUAGCACAUGCACCUUCCCAAGCUUGUUUAGAUAUUCGACCUUUCCUUAAAGAGGCUGGAAUCAAAUAUUUAUUUGACGGAAACCAUAGGCUAUGUACAGCAUCUGCUUGUCUACCACCUUUAUAUACUCCCUGUCUAUGCCUUUCUCUGUGAGGUGACCUGUCUGUCUGAGACUAGCGUAUCAAAGAUCAAAUAUACAUAACCUGAUGUAGCCUCGCAGAACGUGUAAUAUAACGAUAAUUAUUCUUAUUCUUAAUACAUCACAAAGUGCCCAGUAUCAUUACAUUUAGUCAUUUAGCAGACACUCUUAUCCAGAGCGACUUACAGUAAGUACAGGGACAUUCCCCCCGAGGCAAGUAGGGUGAAGUGCCUUGCCCAAGGACACAACAUCAUUUGGCACAGCCGGGAAUCGAACUGGCAACCUUCUGAUUACUAGCCCGCUUCCCUAACCGCUCAGCCACCUGACUCCCUGUAUCCCAGUCCCAGUAUCAGUCGCUGGUGCUGUACUGUCGGCUGAAGAAGCACCCAUGGUAAAACAGUUAAAGGAAUGUAACGUUUGUUCAUUUGCAUCAUUCAAAAGCCAAGAUCAUUCACAUGGGCCGAAAAUAACGUAACUAAACCAAACCCAUUGUCAUGUUUCAUAGCAGCGUUUACACAUGAAUGUAACCUGAUCGAAACUGUUGAUGUCUCUCAGCCAAAAUAACUUUAAUAAAGAAAUAGAAUUUUGUGCUUGUUAAGUAUGUGUCCUUUCGUGUUAUUUCAAACCAUCAAUAUAUUUUUUUUGGGAUGUUUUGUAUAAUUGUUUUCCAAAAUGUCAUAAUUUAUUGUUUUGUAAUAUUAUGUGUAAUAGUACAAUAUUGUUAAAAUUUACUAAACAUUGAGUAUGUCUAAUUUCUAAUAAAACGCAUGAUAAUCAACA